This is a messenger RNA of Triplophysa rosa, 2722 nucleotides long. Its product is annotated as tapasin-related protein-like. NCBI's taxonomy places the organism in Eukaryota, Metazoa, Chordata, Actinopteri, Cypriniformes, Nemacheilidae. The record is from RefSeq and is a predicted model, not a curated record. The coding region runs from base 179 to 1498 and encodes 439 amino acids. The transcript has 8 exons.
CUAUAAAAUAAGAAGGAUCGAAAGCAACUUGUGCUAGUUUUAUUACAAGUUUUUUUCCUAAUUUACAACUGUAUUUACUAUUUUACAGCUGGCUGGCAAAUCACGUUUUAAGGCUGUUGUCGUCACUUACUUAUUCAGUAGUCAAGCGAAACUGAAAGUAGACGUAGACUGCGCUUGCAUGUUGGUUUUAAGAAAGAUGAUUGUCCCAAUGAAAUUAUACAUCAUGUUUUGGGGUUUGGCGGUUUUUAUCCUUGCGCUUUUAUGCUUAGUUGUAAAUGGGUCUGAAUCUGCUGAUGAUCUUCAAUGGCUUCCUUGUCAAUUUGUGGAUGAGAAAGUUUAUUUGAAUGAAGAGGGCCACAUAGAGACUCAAUAUAUCUACAAAAAGGCUAUUAUUCAGUUUGGUAAUGAUGGUGACAGACCUUUAUAUCUGAAUAUUACCUUCCUUGUUACAGCUUCUAGAGUUGAUAUGAGACAUUAUUUGGAGGGAGACAAGGACACAUUAAACUGUAUAAUCCGUAGAUAUAACAUUGGACGGAUCGUAAUGCGCUGGCCUGCUGUUGGAUCACAAGAGUAUGACAUCUUUUUCACCUGUACAUUACGUCACACUAAGGGAGCGUUCAACAUCACCACCUUCCUCAGACACACACCUCCUGCUCCUGCCGGAGGACAGGUGGACUUUCUACAGAGACUAAAAAUUAAUGAUAAUGACCUCCUGACAACAUCAGCUGUGAUGGCUGUUCUGACACGGACCCCUUCUGUGGAAGUGGGCCUCCUGAAGGAACCCACUUUGCACUGUCAGUUUGCAGUGGAUCACAAGAAAGCUAAUGUAAGAGUGGAGUGGAUAUUUCAGAGACACGGAAAACUGUUAAGCUACUCCAGCCACACAGCGAUAUCUAAAGGUACUGGAGUGUCCAUUAAAGACAUCGGUGCUGGAAACGCUUCCUUUAAACUUCCACCCACCCAAAAAACAUCAGAGGGCAUCUACAUCUGCUCAAUUCGUGUCCCUCCUCUCAAUGGCAGCCAAAAUAUUCUUGUUAGGCUAAGAGAACAACCCAACGUGUCUUUGAAUGUGGACUCGACGUUAUCUUUGACACUUGGCGAGUACAAGAAGGUUAUGUGUGAUGCUGAGAGAUACUACCCACUGGAUGUAAACAUAGAGUGGUUGCGAGAACAAGUCGGCGUCAGCCCCACGCCUGUGUUACUAGACAAUGUUCUACACUCCAAUCAUCAGCAUGACCACGAUGGCUUAUUCUCUCUCUCAGCCUUCUUUUAUCUGAAGCCUAGCCUGGAGGACUCGGGAUAUAAGUACACUUGCAAAGUGUCCCACAAGUCCUUGCUCACUCCCAUCCGCAAAAGCUUUAUCCUCUCAGUCACAGCACCUUACUCGACUAUGGAGUAUAUCACAUUCUCUGGGUUUGUAGUUGUUAUGUUAGGAUUUCUCUAUAGGUACCUACCUCAGUUCAUUGCUGCUCGAAAAGCUGCUAGUAAGAGAAUCUAAGAGCUCAUGAAGAUUCGGUACGCCGUCAUGGAAACCGACAACAUAUCCUCCUCCUCUCACGCCCGUCUCCUCCUGCUGAUUCCAAGAGCAGCGAGCACCGCUUGUUCAGCCCCGACAAAACGUUGCAAAACGUUUUUUAAACGGAAACGGUGGUGCGGUUGAACGCCCUGUUGUGAUGACGCAAGAGUUGAACUAUGGCAGCUGAGAAGGCCAUUCUUUGAGUUCUUUUUGAAUAAUUUUCGCCAGAUGAAAUCGGUAUAAAUACGUGUUGAAUACUGCAAAAUACAUCUCUUCUAAUAUCUUCAAUUGUUGCGUAUACCGAGCUGCAGCGGACACAUUUAAACGACUUUACUUGGUCCGAUUGUUGGAGCUGUCUCUUUAAUACCGCGUGGGUUAGAUACAUGUUGCUGCUGAUUGGGCUGACAUUCUUGACACACCCACCAACAAGAGAAAACGUAUCUCAAACCCUGUUGCACACCGUUGCAAACCGUUUCCAGCAAAACGUUGCGCACCGGUUUGAGCUUGAACAUGCCCCAGGUGUUCUUCAUGACAAAAUGGGGAGUAUGCUGUGAAAUAUAUUUUCAGAUCUCAUGGUUUAUAUUGUUUACACAGGCUGUUAAGGCCAUUGUUUUUUUUUAGGCUAAUUGGCAUUAUUUCUCUUUAUAUAAUUUUAAUUUUUAAUUGUACAUUUAGCAGAUUUUAAUUUUAGAGGCAAAAACGACUUCUUAAACAAUUCGCAAAAAAAAUCUUUGUUGGAGCCUCUAUUUGAAUAUUUUAUCCUUUUUUAUUUAUUGUCCUUUUUUCUUUUGAAUUGUUUUUUUUAUCAGCACUUUAUUGUGCUGCUGAACCAUAUCAGCAAAACCAAAUGAGCCAGUAUAGUGUUCCAGUGAGUAGAUUCAUGUAUAUUAUUAUGGAAAUUGGAAGUGCUGGUUUUUUUGUCAGGUUGCAAUAAGUUAUACUUAGAACGUGUUGAUUUGACAGUUGUACCUGCUGGUAUCAGCAAUUCUUUUGCUAAAACAAGUUUGAAAGUUUGAUCUCUAGAAUCAAUGAAUGUUUCUUCUCUUUGAAUUGUAUGUUAAAAAUGGACAAAAAAUACCCGUGAUAUAUAAAAUAUUAUAUAUAUAACUCUGUUUGAAUAUUGACUGUCAAAUAGUUUUAUUUAAAGUACAUUAUCUAAAUUUUUGUUCAUACUGUUUGUAUUUAUUUGUUGUGGGUCAAUGUAAA